Molecule: messenger RNA, 2236 nt
Organism: Physella acuta
Lineage: Eukaryota; Metazoa; Mollusca; Gastropoda; Physidae
Molecular function (GO): zinc ion binding; nucleic acid binding
Source: RefSeq, a predicted model, not a curated record
AACACAUAUGGUUACUAGCCAAAGGGGGAUAAAACUAUGAAGUUUUUAUUCAUUGGGUUGCGGCCCCUGUGGGACUGCAACUGAACUGUUGACGUUUUUUUAUGCUUUUGUGAGCGAAAUUACCUGUGUUCCAUGUCAUGUGACAUGUGCCUAGUCGUGUCGCACACGCAAGGCUGCUGUCUGUGGACCAAGAUGUAGACCUAAUGAAGGGCUACAGUUUUCUGUUUCUAUUUUGAUCUUUUGAUCUUUUGAUCUUUUGGUCUUUUGGAUUGUUUGGAUCUUUUGGUCUACCUUGGCUAGUUCGUUUUGUGUUGCAUCGCCGUCAUGGCUCGAUGCUAUAAAUAAACGAGUACUGGACAACAACUGUCGGUGUCGGUGUAUACUUAAUCUCAGGGUCAGCCCGUCUUAAACCACAACACCUCAGUGGGUAAAAGCAUCCCCACUGAGUGAGGGUUACAUUUGGCGCCCAACGUGGGGCUUGACCUUGGGAGGUAGGAUGGCAAGCACCAAGCCGACGUUCGAGAAGUUGUCGCAGGAGCUGGCCAAGUUGAGGGCUACGAUGGCGGAGCUAGAACAGACAAGUGCGCAGCGGCCCGUGACGGUGAAGGUGUGUGCUCCGGUACACAGCGAUGAGGAGGAGUUCACCGACUUUCUACCCACGGGCGGGGUUGCAGGGGAAGCUAGCCCGAAGAUGGAGUCCGUCCUGAAAGCUGUUAAAAGGCUGGACGGGACAACUGAGUCCCCAGUCGUAGCCACGGCAGCAGCUAACAGGACUAUCCAGGUAGACUCACUAACGGCAGCUGUUCGCCAAGAGUCGAAACCGCUGAUACUCACGGAGGAACAACUUGACCGUCUGGCGGAGAAGGUGGCAGCAGCUAUCCUAGCCCGGAAACAACGGCCUUACAGAGGAGCUUGUUACGGGUGCGGGUCCAGGAAGCACUUCGUCCGCGACUGUCCGAGGAAAGCAGCUAGGCAACGGAGUCAGCAGCAGGGGAAAUGCCAGUCUAUCAGCGUCGGGGAGCGGAUGCUGAUGCGUGUUCUGCCAAGCUCUCAGCCCAAGUUUACGCCACCGAGAUCAUCACAGUGUCGAGCAACCACAGCUCAGGUUACCUCGCCUAGCGGCUGGAGGUACGGCUGUCGGGUGUUCCGCCGUGGAGGAGGGUUGCAGCCGGAGGGUGCGCGUGAGGAGGGUAGACAGCCACACCAUGAAUGUCAGUCUCAGCGCGAGCAAGAUCGUCGCUUGGGAGACAGACAUGACACAAGCAGAGGUCGGAGACGCCGCCGGAGGAGAGGCCGACGACGUGGUGGACGCCGCCGUGGUUGGCAGCGACCCGACUAUACAAUGUCGAGUGCUGAACCCACUGUGGCGGAGGGGGAGCGACGGAAAGAGAUCAUCCCAACCAGUGAGGCAGAUGAAGGUGAGGAACUGGCAAUCAAGGUGGUUGUCCCAACCAGACUUCGGCCGGAGGCAAUGCCCUUCGGGCCAGAGGUGGUCGCCCGGGACGGGCAAGACAAGGUGAUGGUCAGGCCAGCCCCACAUCUGGAUGAGGUGAAUGUGAGGGGCGAGGCAUCGGACGAGGAUGACUCUUGGAUCAACCCAGAACCACCAGUGGAGCUGCGGAGGUCAACCCGUCAACGACGACCCGUCGAGCGACUCAACCUGGCGCAUCAAGUGGUGACCAGUACCAGCACUGGAGCCUCUACCGGUUUGCCGGGAAUAAUGUAUUUGAGUUGAAAGGACUUAAUGUCUGUGUACUAGUGUACUGAACUUUUUUUUUAAGUACUAUUAUGUGUGAGUGUAAAUGUAAAUGUAAAUGUGAAUUCCAUUGUACAUUUAUUUGUGAGGGGGGCUGUGUAACACAUAUGGUUACUAGCCAAAGGGGGAUAAAACUAUGAAGUUUUUAUUCAUUGGGUUGCGGCCCCUGUGGGACUGCAACUGAACUGUUGACGUUUUUUUAUGCUUUUGUGAGCGAAAUUACCUGUGUUCCAUGUCAUGUGACAUGUGCCUAGUCGUGUCGCACACGCAAGGCUGCUGUCUGUGGACCAAGAUGUAGACCUAAUGAAGGGCUACAGUUUUCUGUUUCUAUUUUGAUCUUUUGAUCUUUUGAUCUUUUGGAUUGUUUGGAUCUUUUGGUCUACCUUGGCUAGUUCGUUUUGUGUUGCAUCGCCGUCAUGGCUCGAUGCUAUAAAUAAACGAGUACUGGACAACAACUGUCGGUGUCGGUGUAUACUUAAU